Messenger RNA from Papilio machaon (common yellow swallowtail), 3625 nucleotides. RefSeq names its product phosphatidylinositide phosphatase SAC2 (gene sp3). The record is from RefSeq and is a predicted model, not a curated record. Gene Ontology annotation, cellular component: early endosome; clathrin-coated endocytic vesicle. Gene Ontology annotation, biological process: regulation of endocytic recycling; phosphatidylinositol dephosphorylation. The coding region runs from base 91 to 3534 and encodes 1147 amino acids. NCBI's taxonomy places the organism in Eukaryota, Metazoa, Arthropoda, Insecta, Lepidoptera, Papilionidae. The transcript has 18 exons. Gene Ontology annotation, molecular function: phosphatidylinositol-4-phosphate phosphatase activity.
AAAACGUCAAAUUGGAUACAAAUUAUAACAACAAUAAACACAAUGAAAUUAUUAGCGAAGAAAACUAACGUGAUAUAAAAUUUACACAAAAUGGAAUUGUUUAGGUCGGAACUUUAUUAUAUAUUUGUACGAAACGAAUCAAGUUUAUGGUGGAAUCGCGUUACAGGCGCAUUUUCAGUUCGAUCAGCAUGGGAUCUCUCAGAUAUCGAAGACAUAGAGUGUCUUGGUAUAACAGAAGGUAUAAUAGGCAAAGUAGAACAUUCCACAAUAUAUGAACCCCGCUUAAUGAUAAUAAAAGAGAGUGUACCAGUUGGCCAAAUUUAUUUCCAUCAUACUAUUUAUAAAAUAAAAUCGAUAUGUUUCUUAAAUAUGGGCGUAGCGAACCAAGAAAUGGACUUGUGCCCGUGCACAAAACAUAAUUCAAGUUCUUCCAUGCAAAGCUCAAAUAAAACGGCUAAUAAAAAGAUGGGUAGUCGCUUGUUUGAAAAUUCUGCAUUCCUGAAUAAGACUGUGGGUGCCGUGAAGAACGUUAGCAACACUAUAAAGACCACAACACAGCAUGCAGCUACACAGGUAAAACAAACAGUUAAAAAGCAACGAGAUCCAAAACUAGCUGAGCGUUUUGAGAAACGUCUAACAGAUGAAUUACAUAAAAUAUUUGAUGAUGCGGAAAGUUUCUACUACUCUCGUACCUUAGAUAUUACUAACAGUCUUCAGCGACAGUAUGAAAUUGAAAAGAUUCUGGAAAGUGAGGAAUGUGAAGGAAAAACUGUCACAGAUAUAACAAGAUGGUGGAAGCAUGUUGAUGAUAGAUUCUUUUGGAAUAAACAUAUGUUAAAGGACAUCAUUGCUUUGGAUAGUCCACAAUGUGAUGAAUGGAUCCUACCGGUGAUUCAGGGAUAUGUGCACUUGGCGCAGAUAGCGGUGGACGCUGACAGCAACCCCCUCAAUGUAGAGUCUCUGGCUAGUGGGAACACAUGUGAUGAUACAUUCACGUUAGGUCUCAUAUCUAGACGUUCUAGGUAUCAGGCUGGCACUAGGUACAAUCGUCGUGGUAUCGAGCCCGGAGGUAAAGUGGCAAAUUACGUGGAAACAGAACAAAUAGUGUCUAUUAUUUGUACAGACAGCAUUCAUAGGGCAUCUUUCCUGCAGGUACGUGGUUCCGUACCGAUAUUUUGGAGUCAACCAGAAUACAAAUUUCGACCACCGCCACGACUUGAUAGAGGUGAGGAAGAAACUCAUGCAGCAUUCAAGAAGCAUUUCGAAGAAGAAUUGAAGAUUUAUAAGCAAGUGUGCAUCGUGAACCUGGUGGAGCAGCAGGGGAGGGAACGUGUUAUCUGGGAAGCAUACGGCAAUCAUGUCCUCAAGUUCAACAGUCCUGAUGUUAUAUAUGCCACAUUUGAUUUCCAUGAGUACUGUCGCGGUAUGCAUUACGAGAACGUGAGUAUUCUUAUAAACGCUAUCGCUGACAUAAUCGGCGAGAUGAGGUUCUGUUGGCGCGACAAUCGCGGCCUCAUCUGUACACAGGACGGAGUCUUCAGGGUUAACUGUAUCGAUUGUCUCGACAGGACUAAUGUUGUUCAGACGGCGAUAGCUAAGUAUGUGUUGGAGCUGCAGCUGUGCCGGCUGGGUCUGGGCACGCCGGGCUGCGGGCUGCCGGCGGCGCUGCGCCACGCCUUCCUCACAAUGUGGGCUGACAACGGCGACGUCGUCUCCCGUCAGUACGCCGGCACUAAGGCACUCAAGGGUGAUUACACGCGCACCGGCGAAAGAAAAUUCACUGGUAUGAUGAAAGAUGGCGUCGCAUCUGCUAACAGGUACUACUUGUCGACAUUCAAGGAUGCUCUCCGGCAGGUGGCCAUCGACGUGAUGACAGGCGAGUCUCGCAGUAUACCGGAGCAGCUGAUAGUGCCCGAGUGCAGCCGCUGCACCAAUGUCAAGGUUCUUAUGCUUAAUGAACAAACGGAGCCAGACACGGCGGCGAUGGCGCAACACGUCAAGUCCCUAAUCGACGAUUGCAAGAAACUUUUGGUGGACACUGAACCAGUGCUAGGCUCCUGGGGUCUCAUAGACGCUGACCCACAUACCGGAGACCCGCACGAGACAGAGAUGGAUAGCGUGAUGGUGCUCACGAGUGAUGCGUACUACGUCACUGACUACGACGAGACAUCUGACCGUCUGCUGUCAGUACAGCGUGUUCCGCUCGCUGACGUCACACUGCUCGAGCUCGGCACUCUCGACACUAAUCCUACGAUAUUUGGCGUGGGACGCAAAAGCAGCACUGAGCCGGUCGUAUGUAUACGUAUCAAUUACAAAUACAAUGGCGAGCCGGGUUACUUCCACAUGUUCCGGUCAACAUCGUUGAGAUUCUUCAACAAUAUGGCGGUAGUCAUCAAUACAAGAGAUGAAAUGAUCGAAUCUUUACAUUCAAUCUGCGAGUCAGUGAUGGUGGCUCGUGACGUCGCCAAGCUGCCUCCUGUUCCAUUCCAUGAUGGAGUUAAACUGGAGAAGAGGAAAUCCAAGAUACACGGCGCUUCAUCAGGUGGGGCAAGAUCUGCUCUGUAUUUAGACGUAUCUCGUCUACCUUCACUCACACGCAAUGUGAGCGAGACACAACUAGUUGCAGAUAUAAGGAGCGUCGGAUCCAAAGCCUUGAACAACAUGACUGAGCAAUUCAGUAAGUUGAACAAGUUAAGUCAUUCACUUAACGCUAAAGCACGACCAAGUCUUCAGUUAAAGUUCGAUCAGGGCGCCUCGCGCACCAAGAAAAUAUUCACAAUCGGACAGAAUAAAAACGAUAAGAAGAAAGGUAGUCUCUCCGAUGGAUUAAGUUCAGACUACUCCUCAGAUGACGAAAACAGAACUAAUAUAUUUGAACCGACAUUAGAUAAUUUUGAAAAUACCCAACAUUAUUUAGGAAAGAAAUCCACAGAUGAAAAAAAUGAAACCGAAAACGAUUGCGAACUCAUUCAAAAUCCAUUAUAUUCCUCGAAAAUAGAACCGAAUGAAGUGACUGAGAUAGUUCAAGAUGUACCAGAGACAACCGAGCGACUGCCUGUCAAAACUCCGAACAUACCAAAGAGAAAUCCCUUCGAUAUAGAUACGACGAAAACCCCAGAGAUACAAAUCGAAGGUUUUGUGAAACCAACACCGCCUAAUACGUUGUUAUUAUCACAGAAACUGUCUCACAGUUCUAGUGAUAUUAAUUAUGAGGAUGAUCAGACCUCACAGGAGGUCUACGUGAGGUCCAACUCACAACAUGAGAUCACGUUGAAUAUCGCUCAGUCGCACAGCGAAUCAGCUCUCAGACAACUCAAGAACAUAGCCAGUCCGAUGUCGAGUGCCACCAGAGAAAUGGUGUUAUCACCGCUCUCGAAGCUCGCUAAAGGGGUCCAAACUCUAGGCGCCAAUUUGGACCCGAGAAAAAUUAAGGCAUCGGGUUCUGUUAAACAAAUCUCGGAACAACAAUACGAAGAGCACAAAAAACUACAAGAGAAAUGGCACGGCUGUAACACACGCCUCAUUGCGUUGUAGUGUUGCCAGUAUUGAGGGUUGAUACGUGAAAAUAUUUAUUGAUUACAAAAAAUAUUGCUUAAACGAAUUGUUAGCGUGUAAUUAAUCGAUG